AUGGGGAACUCAGAGAGCAUGUGGUGGACUUUAGUUGAGUGCACAUGCAGGAUCCUUGGGGUUUCUACAGUCAUAGUGCUGUGUGCUGUGGGAGUGGAGACUGUACAGCAGGGGGAAUUCAACAGCCUUGGCAUCUACCUGAUAACGUCUUCUGCUGGCAUCAUGAUGUUUGAGCUAGCCUACUUCCUGGAUGCUCUUCUAUCCAUGUGUCUUCCAUGUCCUCCAAACUGGCAGGUGUUUGUCUUGUGGGGGAAGAUGGCUCGUGUUGGUGGUUUCCAUAAAUUCCUCUAUUACUCCAUCAUGUCUGUAGUUUGCUUCCUGCACCCCGUGUUGGUGUGGCAUGCAGUUAUUCCAGGUUCAAUGCUUCUGAUGACAGCCUUUUUCAACUUCAUCCUGAGCAAGAAAAAAAAGACCAAGUUCAAAAGUCCACUGGAGCGAAACAGCAACCAAGGCCUGACAACGCUUUGUGCGACAGAGAGGUCCAACUCACAAAGCACAUUUUCAGCCUUUGAUGAGGGGACAGGAAGGAGCAGAGAGGGGUUGGCUGACCCAGACACAGUCCAUGUCCUCGGUCCUGAAGAAAGAGAGGGUAUCCAGGCCAUGCCGGGGCGGGAACAGACCACAGCAGCUGAAGACACAGACAGGAGGAAAGGAUGGAAAGAGAGGAAGCUGACAUGGUUUAAAUGGGGGGUGGAGCCUGUGGAGAGGGAGAUGGAGGAGAUAGAUGGUGAGGCUGAGCCGGACACCACCUUAGACACUGCACCGAUGAUCACUGACUGA
This is a messenger RNA of Nematolebias whitei (Rio pearlfish), 780 nucleotides long. It is a transcript of the gene tmem72, whose product is annotated as transmembrane protein 72. NCBI's taxonomy places the organism in Eukaryota, Metazoa, Chordata, Actinopteri, Cyprinodontiformes, Rivulidae. The transcript has 5 exons. The record is from RefSeq and is a predicted model, not a curated record. The coding region runs from base 1 to 780 and encodes 259 amino acids.